Molecule: messenger RNA, 2250 nt
Organism: Necator americanus (New World hookworm)
Lineage: Eukaryota; Metazoa; Nematoda; Chromadorea; Rhabditida; Ancylostomatidae
Exons: 2
Coding region: 1-2250 (749 amino acids)
Molecular function (GO): catalytic activity
Source: RefSeq, a predicted model, not a curated record
AUGGCGAUCUGUACUUACAACGCACGUACGCUUGCAUCGGAAGCGGCCAUCGAAGAUCUGAUGAUGCAAGCCAAGAAGAUCAAGUACGACGUCAUCGGACUGACCGAGACGAGACGACGUCACCCUCUCAACGCCGUAUAUGAAACUGGAGAAGAACUGUUCUUAGGAACAUGCGACAGUAGAGGUGUUGGUGGAGUUGGCGUCCUCGUCAACACGAGUAUGGCAAAGAACAUCGACUCUUUUGAACAACUUACGACCCGAAUCGGACGUCUGCGGAUGAGAAGAUGUGGCCCAAUACCAGCUUUGACUAUCUUCGUCGUUUACGCUCCAACAUCAAGCUACGAAGAAGAAGAAGUCGAAGCUUUCUAUAUGGACCUGGAGAAGUUCUACCAAGAAGAUCAUGCCUUCUACAAGGUCAUAGUUGGCGAUUUCAACGCUAAGGUUGGCCCAAGAAGAACGCCGGAGGAACUUCACAUCGGGACCCACGGCCUACAAUGGAAUGACCAGGGAGAGAGGCUCUCCGAGUUCAUCAUGACGACUAAAACCAUCCAUGGGAACUCGCAAUUCCAGAAGCACUCCUCUCUACGCUGGACGUGGGAGUCACCCGGUGGAGGGUACCGUAAUGAAAUAGACCACAUCAUCGUCAAUCAAAGGUUCUGCCUGACGGACGUCGGUGUUGUACCAAAGUUCUACACGGGAUCGGACCAUCGCCUCCUCCGAGGAAGAUUUUCCUUCACAAGGAGAGCAGAGAAAGCCGCCAAGUUCAGAGAGAGAAAUCCCAGGACUACCAUCAACUGGGAUCUCUUCGCUACGCUAGCCGGCUUUUGGGAAGAUUCCGCAAUCGACAACAUCGACGAGGAAUAUGACCGGCUUGUCGAACACCUUCACGACUGCGCGAAGAAGGCUGAGAGUUUUAAAACCACCAAGAGGCGCCUGUCUCUUGAAACUCUUGAGCUGAUACGCCAGCGUGGAGCAGCACGAGCCGCAGGGAACCAAGAACUCAGGUCCGAGCUCGCAAGGCUUUGCCGAGAGGCGAUAAAGGAAGACCUUAAAGAGAGAAGAGCAGAAGUGCUGGCUGAAGCUGCAGAGGCGGGGAAAAGCAUCCGCUAUGCCCGUCGAGACUUCGCCAGUCGCAAGACGAGGAUGACUGCUCUCCGGAACCCAAAGGGAACAGCCAUUGCAUCGAGAAGGGGGAUGGAGAAAAUCAUCUACGACUUCUACUCUGAUCUCUUCGACAGCCAUGUCCACUUGCCUCCUCACCAUCUGAGGGAAGAUGGACAAGUCAUUCCAGAGGUUCUCCCGUCCGAAAUACGACAUGCUAUCAUGUCGGUAAGAAAUCGUACGGCACCCGGUCCCGACAGAAUAAGACCAGAACACCUGAAGAGCUUUCCGCCAGUACUCAUCAACACCCUGGCGAGGCUCUUUACACGUUAUCUGUCGGAAUGCAAGAAAAAGGGAGAUCCACAUGACAUCGGCAACUAUCGCCCAAUCUGCCUACUGUCCGUCAUCUACAAGCUCUUUACAAGAGUAAUCCUUAAUAAGAUUGAAAGAGUCUUGGAUGAAGGACAGCCAUGCGAGCAAGCAGGGUUUCGAAAAGGAUUCAGCACGAUUGACCACAUUCACACUGUUUCGAAACUCAUCGAGGUAUCACGAGAGUACAAGAUGCCGCUCUGUCUCACCUUCAUCGACUUAAAGAAGGCUUUCGACUCGGUUGAGACGGAAGCGGUCGUGGAAGCCUUGGACAACCAAGGCGUCCCUACUCAGUACAUAAAGGUACUUCGAGAGUUGUACAGUAACUUCACGACCGGAAUUUCGCCAUUCUACAAGAACAUCAUCAUUGACGUGAAGAGGGGGGUCCGACAGGGUGAUACAAUUUCACCCAAAAUAUUCACAGCCACCCUCGAGAACGAAAUGCGAAAGUUGGAAUGGGACGACAUGGGAGUGAAGGUUGAUGGUCGGCAGCUACACCAUUUGCGCUUUGCUGAUGACAUCGUACUGGUAACACCUAGCAUCAGCCAAGCGGAACGAAUGCUGACCAAAUUCGACGAAACAUGUGGAUGCAUCGGUCUUCAGCUGAAUCUACAAAAGACGAUGUUCAUGCGGAACGGAUGGGUCUCGGAUGCCCCAUUCACGCUCAACGGAACGAACAUAUCCGAGUGCACCAGCUACGUUUAUCUGGGUCGGGAACUGAACAUGAUGAACGACCUGACCCCUGGGCAGGAGGAGACGAGCAGCUUGGGGAGCGUAUAA